Lytechinus variegatus (green sea urchin) is the source of this 1651-nucleotide messenger RNA. RefSeq lists its product as uncharacterized. NCBI's taxonomy places the organism in Eukaryota, Metazoa, Echinodermata, Echinoidea, Temnopleuroida, Toxopneustidae. The transcript is spliced from 2 exons. The record is from RefSeq and is a predicted model, not a curated record. The coding region runs from base 43 to 1254 and encodes 403 amino acids.
GAUGUAAACGAUAUCAAUCAACUAAAAGGAGCCAUAGAAAAUAUGGAAAAGGAAGUAAUCAAAUGUAUUAGAGAUAUCAAACUCCAAACACAAAAUGAAGGUAGAUGUACCUGUGCUGAUGAAAAUGAACUAAAAACGACGAUGGACAAACAGCGGGAUGAAAUAAUCUCUCUGAAAGAAUGUAUUAAGCAACUAAAAUCAGAGAUUAAUAUUCGUGUGAACGAAUAUGAGCUAUUGCUCAAAGAACAAAGACUAGUCGUCAAAAGCAAAGAACAAGAACUGAAUAUGCAUAAAAGAUACAAUGAAAAUGAGGAAAAGAAAUCAAACAAGCUCCAAAGUGAGUUGGAUCAAACAGUUGAGCAACUCAAGAUGGCGAAGAAAGAAAUCGACAAAGUAAAUGAAGAAAAGAUCAAUAUCAAACGACAAUGGCAAGCCAGUGAAAGUGAUGGUGAAUGGAGGGAACAAAAAAGAUACACUCAUACUAGAGGAACUGCCCCAUAUCGUGACGCUGACCGACCGAGGAAUGGUCAACCUCGACAUGCUCGAGAGAUAUCACCACAGAGGAAUGCACGAAAAGAAGGAAAUGAGCGAACGACUGAGGGGAUGAACGCAAUACAUGAGGAAAGAAACGAUCACGAGUGUGAUAUGAGUAGAGAUAAACAUAACAUGUAUGAUGGAAGCAGAGGCCAAAUGAAUGACAAAACCGAAAAGAAAAUGAGAAAAGUUGUUAUAGUUGGAAAUUCACAGAUAAGUGGGAUUGAUCCUGGUAAGUUUUCCCAAAAUGUUAAGUUACAUAAAGUAAUUAAAUACACAAUGGAUGAUGUUGAGUCUUGGUUGAAAUCUAGUGAGGCAAAGCAAACUCUAAGCGAUGCAGAAACCGUGAUAAUCCACGAAUUAACGAAUGACGUUAAACGGUCUAGUGCACUAGAUUGUGCUUGUAAAAUGAACAAUCUCAUUGGUCUGAUCAAAGUGUCCUUCAAAUCAAUUAAGAUAGUUAUAUCUCUCGGCACGCCCCGAGAUGAUAACCAAUUGUAUCAGCAGCGUGUGGACAUGGCCAAUAGUAUGCUGAUGGCUGAUGCAUUAUAUGACAGAAGAGUUAAAACUGUUCAUCACAGAAACCUGCUCUACCGUGGAACAAUUAACACUAAUCUGUAUAGUGAUGAUCGUUAUCACCUUAGCAAGAAUGGAACUAGAGUUUUAGCAGGAAAUCUCCGGUGGGCAAUUGAAAGGAGCUCUUCACGAAAUAAACGAUAGACUUCUUGUUUAAGGUCUAUCUGAGGACCGAGAAACGUGAAUACACCUUAUGACUGAAAGAAAAAAUAUUCAAAUUUGUUAUUGGAAUGUAAAUGGGAUACAUAAGAGAUGGGACGGGGUUAAAUCUUCCUCAAAAUUGGAAGAAGAGGAUUUUGUCAACGUUUUUAAUUCAUAUGAUAUUGUUUGUCUGGCAGAAAUAAAAAUAGGGCCGAAGGAAAAUAUGUCUUUACAAGGAUAUGUCAAUAAAGUAAUAUGCAGGAAGAAACAUAAAAAUGCUAAAGCUGACUCAGGGGGCUUGGCCCUGUACAUCAAAGAAUCUAUUAAGCACCAGGUUGCAAUUAUCAAUAAUACCUCAAGCGAAUUUUGUUGGAUAAAGAUAGGCAAUAGUAUCCACGAC